UACACAGUUUCGUAAUUCUGCUUCCUUCUUACGCCAAUGGCCGCCAUAAUUUCGCGAAGACUAAGGUCAACGUUAACCUCCUCGCUCCUAAAACCCUGUCGUUCUUCUUCAUCUUCUUCAAUCACUUCGUUUUGCCAAAACCCUAAUUUCUCAAUUUUCAAACCCUCCCAAAAUCCACUCUCUCCUUUCAUUCCCUUCACGUUUCUCUCAUCAAAGCAAUUUUCCUCGUCUUCUUCAUCUUCAGAAUCUGAUGAAGCCCGCAAGCCAACCCCAGAUCAAGCCCAAGCCCAAGCCCAAAGCCCGUACCCAAGCCAAAACCCAAACUUCAAGCACCAGGAGAUCGAAGGCCCCACAGUGGAACGAGACCUCUCCCCGCUCGGGACCGAGACGCGUGUGGUUCUGGAAACCAUGAUGAGGAGCAUGUACAGGCUAAGCCACACGCUCGCUGCAUUGGGUCUGGUUCACCUCGCUCUCGGCGCGUGGAUCACAUACCUGACGAAAUCGAACCCCUUAACGGAGGUGUCGGUGCAGAGUCUUGCGGCGUUCGCGUUUCCGUUCUCGGUGGCGUUCAUGCUGCGGCGCGCGCUGAAGCCGGUUGUCUUCUUCAGGAAGAUGGAGGAGCAAGGGAGGUUGCAGAUCCUCACGCUCACGCUCCAAACCGCGAAGCAGUUGGACGCGCUCUUCGCUAGGGCUCGUGUGGUUUCUCUGCUGUGCGUUUUUGGUGUUGCCGUUGGCGUGGGAAUUGCAGUGGCUUCCAAAUUCACCUGAUUUUCUUAUUAUUCAGAAUAAAUAAAUAUAUGCUGCCUUUUUUCCUUUUACUUGUGAGGUUGAUUUUUUAUUUUUAUUUUUUGUAUCCUUCAAUUUUUACAAAAUUAAUCACAUACUUUAUCUUUA
This is a messenger RNA of Vigna radiata var. radiata (mung bean), 894 nucleotides long. RefSeq lists its product as uncharacterized. Bases 37 to 768 code for a protein of 243 amino acids. The transcript has a single exon. The record is from RefSeq and is a predicted model, not a curated record. NCBI's taxonomy places the organism in Eukaryota, Viridiplantae, Streptophyta, Magnoliopsida, Fabales, Fabaceae.